UCAUAUAAGGAUCUAAGAAGAAGAAGAAGAACAACAACAACAACAACAAGAUGAGUAUAAUCAACUUCAACAUCAUCACUGCUCUCAUCGCCUUCAUCCUACUAUUAUAUGUUUCCAUCGCGACUGCCCAAUCUAGUACUGGUGCCGCCACCCAACCUGGUGGUGCCGCUGCCCAGCCUGGUGGUGCCACCGUCCAACCUACUGCCGCCGCCAAUUCUAGUGGUGGUGCCACCGUCCAACCUACUGCCGCCGCCAAUUCUAGUGGUGGUGCUGGUGGCGUUUUUGAUGUGACAAAGUACGGUGCUAAACCCAAUGCUGAUAUCACUCAGGCUUUGGCAACUGCAUGGAAGGAAGCUUGUGCAUCAGCGGGUCCAAGUAAAGUAAUUAUUCCUAGCGGGACUUACACCUUAGGUGCAAUUGAGUUAAAAGGUGAAUGCACAAGUACUCCCAUCGAAAUGCAAGUACAAGCAACAUUGCUAGCACCACCAGAUCUAAAAGGUGAAGAUUGGGUUCAUUUCAAGUAUGUCAAUGAUUUGUCAGUAUCAGGAGGUGGAGUUUUUGAUGGGCAAGGAAAAACUUGGGAAAGCAACGAUUGUCAUAAAAACCCAAAAUGUGCACCAAUGCCCAUGAGUUUGAAGUUCAGCUUUAUAAAGAAUUCAGUUGUGAGUGGCAUAACCUCUAAAGAUAGCAAGAACUUCCAUAUCCAAGUACUCGGGUGCAAUAACUUUACCCUCCAAAACGUAAAUGUAAAUGCACCAGGAACUAGCAUUAACACUGAUGGAAUUCACCUCGGGCGUUGUGUUGGAAUUAAUAUAUUAAACUCAAACAUCGGUACUGGAGACGAUUGCAUCUCACUUGGAGAUGGAAGCAAACAAGUAACAAUCACAAAUGUGACAUGUGGGCCUGGACAUGGCAUAAGCGUAGGAAGUCUAGGAAGGUAUAAUGCUGAAGAACCAGUUGAGGGACUUCAAGUUAAGAAUUGUACGAUAACUGGUACAACAAGUGGGUUAAGAAUUAAAACAUGGCCAGCUUCACCUGCUGCUGGAGUAGCUUCGGACAUGCAUUAUGAAGAUAUAGUUAUGAAUAAUGUCUCGAAUCCCAUUAUGAUAGAUCAAGAAUAUUGUCCAUAUAACAAAUGCAAUAAACAGAUACCAUCUAAAGUGAAGAUCAGCAAGGUGAGUUUCAAGAAUAUCAGAGGUACUUCUGGAAAUGCACAGGCAGUAACUCUUGUGUGUAGUUCAAGUAAUCCAUGUGAAGGUGUGGAGUUAGCUGACAUUGACCUCACAUACACUGGGAACGAAGGUCCCAUUACUUCUGUAUGCGCAAAUGUGAAGCCCACUAUUACUGGAAAACAAAACCCUCCUAUUUGUUCUCCGCUUGCUCCCAAAGCUCAAUCACCUGCUGCAACCACUUCAUGAAAGACGAUGACCCCAUGAAUAACCAAAAUUUUGAACAUUCUUUUUUUGUUUUUUUUUUUAGUCUUCAUAAAUUCUUCAAAUAAUUUUGUAAUUGCAACGUUGUUUUAGCACUCAAGUUCAAGUUCUUGUAGGAAAAACUUGGAGUGAACGCAUAUAAACACACAUUUCUUCCUUAA
This is a messenger RNA of Cucumis sativus (cucumber), 1594 nucleotides long. RefSeq names its product exopolygalacturonase. Gene Ontology annotation, molecular function: polygalacturonase activity. The record is from RefSeq and is a predicted model, not a curated record. Lineage: Eukaryota; Viridiplantae; Streptophyta; Magnoliopsida; Cucurbitales; Cucurbitaceae. Gene Ontology annotation, biological process: carbohydrate metabolic process.